This is a messenger RNA of Ustilaginoidea virens, 1725 nucleotides long. RefSeq lists its product as uncharacterized. The record is from RefSeq and is a predicted model, not a curated record. The transcript has a single exon. Lineage: Eukaryota; Fungi; Ascomycota; Sordariomycetes; Hypocreales; Clavicipitaceae. Bases 1 to 1725 code for a protein of 574 amino acids.
AUGGACAAGCAAGCACUUGCAAGUUCUUUUGUCCCUUCAACCUCAACAGCUUCAUCACCUUCGGGCCCCCCUGAGCAACGCACAUAUACCACCGCUGGCACAAUCUACAAACCAAGCUCAACCCAACCACUCCAGCCGCCCACUCGACGUGGACGCUCGCUCAAGUGGUCUCCCGCCGGUUUGCAUGCCGAUCUUGCCCUUUUGCCCAAGUCGGUGCUGGCCGGGUUGCCGUUGAGGGCUCCUUCUGGGCCACCCAUCACGGCGUUGCAGCAGUACACGCCGCUGCAGCAGAAUUACGAUCGGGCCAUUAGCCCAUUCAACGAACCAGAUCACAUUCUCGCAAAAAUGCCAGCUGAAGCAAUCCUAGCUCCCUCCACUCACACUCCUGGCCCGCUUUCUUCACUCUCUGGUGUAGAAUGGAGUGGUCUGGACAGGCCUACCGCAGGUGAUGGAGAGCGUCAUUCCAGGAACGAUAGCGACACGGGGGAUGAAGCCGCAACCGAAGGGGAAGCUGAUGACGACUUCAACAUGGGUGCUUUGAUGAACAUGACCGUCAAGUCUUUACAGAACCUGGCCUCGUACCCGAAUCCGAAUCAGAAGACUGCUCAGAAGGCUCUUCAGCGCGGGACUAGGCCAAGACCCUGUAUGUACAGUCAGCCUGUGACGGGCCUCUCGUCGGCGAGCCCUCCCUCGUUGGCGACCAUUGGCAUGGCAUCUGGUGCCAGUGAAGGAACGUCGAGCUUCUCUUACCCAAAGUAUGCUUGUCAAACCGAAUCCUCUACUUUCAGGCCAGCCCAGCUCGAUGCCAUCCCCAAGAUGGACGGAGCUUGGAGCACGAGGAACAGCACGCCAGCAUCCGCAAUCCCCGUGUCUCCGAGAGCCAAGUCCACGAGCAGCGAGGUUUUAAAGACGCAUCAUUCCCUGGCCCCGACAGGCCCUUCUCCAAUGCCGUUGACUGCUGGACCCCCUGGGCAGCGACAAUAUCGCCCUUCAACCUUUGAAUCGACAUUCAAGGCCUUGAAGGCAAACUCUCCCUCGGGGUUCUUGAGCCAAGAGGAUGAUGAGGGGCUUUUGAUCACAACGCAGACCCUUAUGCAAGCCGGCAUAGACGAUAUUUCUCUUACUCCUGACAGAAUUGAAGCAAUACCUAAAACAAGCUCUUGGAGCGCUCCGCCCGAACGAGUGCUUGGCGACUCUCAAGUCCGGAGAUUGGAGUCGCCAUCGGGCAUGAUUGACGCAGCAGAUGAAACUUGGGCAAAUACUGACCGUGUAGAAAGCAAUAGCGGCCGUGCGGAGGCGUGGGGUUUGGGUGACGGUCGAUCUUGGUGCUCUGGUAGCUGGCGAGACCAAUCUCCGGAAACCCGCGCUCUGUACCGACCUGGGACCGACCGUCUCACGGAAGCAGCUCUGGCCACUCGAGUUGGAAAACUCGAAAACUGGUGGUACUCGGGUGUCAAUAGAACAUAUCGAAACGCAGAGAGCACGGCACUAAAGCAGUUUGGUCCUGGAGAACCAGGGUUCGGCGUCAUUGGGGACAAACGGCCGUUGGCCCCGAUUCAUCGUCCAGGAAUCCUCGACGUGGAGGAAGCCAUGGCCAUUCCGGCAUCGGAGCACGCCAGGUCGCUCAUAGAGAUGGCAAUUAAUGCUCUGGAUGAAUCUAUGGUGGUCAGGUGCUCAGGCGCCGAGUCGGCUUACACACUGGCAACUCGCUCUACAGCAGGGUGA